Phyllostomus discolor (pale spear-nosed bat) is the source of this 964-nucleotide messenger RNA. It is a transcript of the gene DYDC1, whose product is annotated as DPY30 domain containing 1. Lineage: Eukaryota; Metazoa; Chordata; Mammalia; Chiroptera; Phyllostomidae. The transcript has 6 exons. Gene Ontology annotation, cellular component: Set1C/COMPASS complex. The record is from RefSeq and is a predicted model, not a curated record. Bases 128 to 706 code for a protein of 192 amino acids.
GACUCUGUUCUGCGGUUUUGUUGGGGAUCUGCGGCAGAGGUGGUUUGGACCUUCGGAUCUGGGAAUGGUGUGGGUCUCCAGCAACGCCCAGGCUCCCUGAGUCCAGCGAGGAAGUUAGGAGUUAGAAAUGGAGUCAACAUAUCUUCAAAAGCACCUUGGGGCAUGUCUAACUCAAGGUCUUGCAGAAGUGGCGAGAAUUCGACCAGUGGAUCCAAUAGAAUAUUUAGCAUUGUGGAUUUACAAGUAUAAGGAAAAUAUGACCAGGGAGGAACUGAGACAAAAGGAAAUGGCUGAAUUGGAGCGUGAAAGAGAACUAGCUCUGACGGAGCAGGAAAUGAUGGAAAGGCUCAAAGCAGAAGAGCUUAUCUUUCAGCAGCAACAGCUGGCAUUCCAGCUGGAGUUGGAAAUGCAAGAAAAAGAGAGACAGAGAAUAGAAGAAUUACAGAGAGCUCAAGAACAGUUAGAGAAGGAGAUGAAAAUGAAGAUGGAAAAUAUAGCUAGAGAUGAAGAUACUUCAUCCCCAAAGGGUACAGCAGCAGACUCAAGCAAGACACUAGCUGAAAUUAGUGAUCGAUAUGGGGCACCUAACUUGAGCACAGUGGAAGAACUUGAUGAACCAGUGCUCUCCGAUGUAAGUAUCUUUAGGAGACUGUUUUGUGAAAACCAGAUUUUCUUUUUUUACUUUGGAAAAGCCUUGUGCAUAUGAGGCCAGAGUUGGUUGGUAGAUGGGUGUUUUGCUUCAUAUAAAGAAAACCAGUUCCCUAAUAAGGGUUUUCCACAUCCCUAUUUGGUGCUCUGCCCUUUUGUGGACAUGUGCAGCUGGCCACAAGGUGAGGAUGGGCAUAUGUCUGGCUCCCUUCAAAUGUGUCAGCACUAGUGGCACAGUAGCUGGAAGUUUGUGUGGAGGUAGCAGUGUGCCUUCUUGUGCAGAGGGUGAUAUAUGUAUUUUGGAGUUAGGUGUUGA